AUGCCUACAACAACGAUGUCCGCAUCCAGUAAUCAGUCUUCCUCGAAAACGGAGUUGCAAUCAAACGGCUUGGUUCGCGAUGCCAGCCGACUGUCACGUCGGAAAUCCAAAUACGAACGUGCUUUGCUUGGACGUUACAGACUUGGGCGAACCAUCGGCACGGGAAACUUCGCCAAGGUCAAGCUGGCUACUCAUUUACUUACUGACAAAGAGGUAGCCAUCAAAAUAAUAGAAAAGGCCGAACUAAGUAGCUCCAGUCGUCGAAAGGUACCAAUUCUAAUUGUCCUCGUCUCAUCGACCUUUUAUAUUUCUGUUCUCUCUAUUCAGCUUUCUAGGGAAGUCAACCUGAUGAAGGUUUUAGACCAUCCGAAUAUAAUCAAACUACUGGAAAUCAUCGAUACGGAGAAGAUUAUGUAUCUAGUCAUGGAAUAUGCUAGCGGAGGUGAACUUUAUGAGUACAUUAGUAAACACGGCCGGAUGACGGAAAAAGUGGCUCGGGAAAAAUUUCGACAAAUUCUUUCGGCGGUGGAAUACUGUCACCAAAAGCAUAUCAUACACAGGGAUUUGAAAAUGGAAAACCUUCUGUUAGACACUGAUAUGAAUAUCAAACUUGCCGACUUUGGGUUCGCCAACGAGUUUGAGGAUGGAAAGAAGUUGAACACAUUCUGUGGCAGUCCACCUUAUGCUGCACCGGAGCUAUUUCGAGGGAAGGAAUAUACCGGACCUGAGGUGGAUGUUUGGUCACUGGGCGUCAUUCUGUUCAAACUGGUUAGUGGUACCCUCCCGUUUGAUGGCCACAGUUUGUCCGAGUUACGAGAGCGUGUUCUGCGUGGUCGAUACCGAAUCCCCUUUUACAUGUCGACGGAAUGUGAGAAACUGUUGAAGAAAAUGCUCGUCUUGAAUCCCAGUAAGCGGCACACUUUACAGUCUAUAAUGAACGAUCCUUGGGUGAACCUCAGCUACGACGACAACCCAUUGACUCCUUACGUGGAAACAAAAUCGGAGACAACGGAUCCAAACCGAAUUGAACAGCUGAUGAGCAUGGGAUUCGGUUUGAAUGCCAUUGUAUCGUCUCUAAAAAACAACAACUUUGACGAGAUUACUGCGACCUACAACCUACUUGAAAGACGGUGCAGUGUAGAUGAACAGAGACCGGAAAACGGUCACGAACCGCCUCAUAAAUUGCACAACGGCUCGCGUACUCCGACUCCACCAAAACUCACGGUUUCAAAGCUUGAUGCUUCGCCUGUUUCGAAUCCAUCCAAAUCUCCCUCUCCUUCUCCGAAGAGCAGCUCUCCAACUUUGGAUUCAACAGAGAAACAAUCGCCCUCGUCAGUGGCUUCUCUGAAAACACCGGGUAGUCCGCCUUCGCCCAAACUGAUUCAACCAUCGACCGCUCCCAGACUGUCGUCGGAAGAGGAACCAUCUGCCCAUCCGUUUGAAAGGAAAAUCAGUAUAAAGCGCGAAUAUGCGGAGAAUAAGAAGAGUGUGGAAAAAACAGUGGAUACUGCUGUGAAAACUAAUGCUCCACGUCCGAUGACAACCUACGAGCUUCAUCUCUCACCUCUCGGUGUUCCCACAAGAGAACGACCCGUUGAACCCAGCCUCAAACACUGGUAUCCUUCCGGUGGUUACUUACUACGAAACGGAACCGUUCAAUCAACAGCUCCGAAUGGAGCCAUCCGCAAUGGAAGUAUUCAAAACGACUUGAUUAUCGAGCACGCGUACCCCUCCAAACUGGGAACGGAGAACCCAAGACCUAAGGUUGGUCAAACCCCUCCUGCUGCUGAAAACAAACCAGUCGAAUGCGUUUAUAAAAGCGCAGUUCCUAAUGCCGUGCCCAGAGACCAGCAAGACACCAAGUUGUUCCCGUCCAAUCCAGUUCAACACCGAUUGCCAGAGUAUCUGCCCAACGUUACGAGCUUUGGUCGCUUUGCUCCGAUGCGUCAGACCAUUCAUGCCUACCGUCCAGAAAUCGAAAUUCGCCCAGAAUCACCCGGCGUGGCCGAAUCAAAGGAUUCGCCGGCUGUACAACCUAGGAUCAAUUUGUCAAAGAUCGAUGCUGAGGAGUCUUCGGUCCUCGAAGAGGUACAUGACUCUCCGAAAUCGAAAGGCUUGCUACGCUCCUUAACAUCACGGUUUACCAAGAGACAUUCGCCCUAUCGUAUUGACAUUGACACAGAAGAAGAAUCUGAAAUGCUCCCGAAACAGGAUGCUCCAGAACAGAGAAGGUCAGAAAUGGCUCACGUCAAUGAACACGAAUGGCCUAAUUGCACUUCUCAGCGGGUGACUUACGUUGGUGCACGACAGACGGAGUGUGACAUGAACUAUGCUGAGUCGCCUCAGCCUACGCAACACGAAAUCCCUUCCGAUAUCCCGACUUACGCGGUCUCGGAGCAUAGUUCAGCUACUCGCGAUCCUCGAGAACCACAUGAUCGCACACCUGCUGGAUUUUUCCGUUCGGUAGCCCAACGCUUCAGUAGGAGGAAAUACAAUACUAACGGAUCUGCUGGAAGUACACCGUCUGACUACCCCGUUAGCCGGACCUCCAAUGUGUCCUUGAAAAGCAAAGAUUCUGCACUAAAUUCAAACGCAAUGCCGCAGUCAAUUCUUGACUCCGUCCGCCAGGCUCCACCAAAGAUUAGAAGUAACACCGAUACACCAUCACCUCACGUUCGUCGUUCCGUUUCCUGGCAUAAACCCAAACAGGAAACAGACCCUGUGGAUGUCCCUCCGGCUGUUUCGCAAACAAAUGAUCAAAUCAAGCCGCGAGUCUUUCGUUUCACUUGGUCAAUGAAGGCCACAAGUAAACGGCCAGCGGAUGAAAUUCUACAAGAAGUAAAGCGAGUUCUGGACCGGUUCGGCUAUUCCUAUGAUCAACAACAUCGGUAUUUGCUACUGUGUGAAGACAAGUCACAUUCGGGUGCCACUCGACCGGUCAGUUGGGAGCUGGAAAUAUGUGGAGUCCCACGACUUAAUGUGAACGGGAUUCGAUUUAAAAAGAUUUCCGGAACAUCGGUCGCUUGCAAGAGCAUUGUGACCAACAUUUUCAACAAUUUGAGCAUCUGAUAGAAGUAUUUCGGUUCAGAGCUUUGAUUUACCUAGGUCGACACUUGAUGAACAGGUACGCUGAUACGAACAGACUAACUGGUGUUCUCCAAACACAUCCACGUACUCAGGAACCCUAGUUAUCCCACGUCGUGUCUAUCCCGACUAUAACACGCGCGAAUACCAACAGUGUUUCUUCACAUUCUCUGUAGCAUGGGGUUAUGCUGAUGUGUCUAACCCACCUGUGAUAACAAGUGACUUUCGAUUUCCUUAGUUGCUUUCAACCUAACAUCAGUACCAAAGCAAUGAGUUAGUGUUUGAGUCAGCCGUCGGAGAGCAGAUUUUAUCAACCUUUUGCCUUAUGUGUUUCUGCAUAUAUGUUCACAUUUGCACCGCUGUGAUCUAAGCGUCAUUGUCUCAACGAUUUAAGACAAUUUGAACAACCGGUGUGUAUCACCUCAUAUUAACUCCUUUGUGCAUGAUAAUAAUACUGUUUAACAGCGCCGUCCCAUUUUUCUGUCAUCUUUAUUUGCCCUUGUAAAUCCCACCACCUAGAGUUAACUUUGACGCAUGUAGUGUUGGCACAACUCUCUCAGAUGCUGCCCCUUCCGGGGACGCUUUUUUAGUACCAUGAACUGCUUUUCUACUUUCCCUCUAUACUUUUGCUCAAUUUUUCAAGAUAUUUACCUGAAUUUUCGCACACACACAUACUGAUAAGCCAAUC
Molecule: messenger RNA, 3772 nt
Organism: Opisthorchis viverrini
Lineage: Eukaryota; Metazoa; Platyhelminthes; Trematoda; Opisthorchiida; Opisthorchiidae
Exons: 9
Coding region: 1-3069 (1022 amino acids)
Biological process (GO): protein phosphorylation; microtubule cytoskeleton organization; intracellular signal transduction
Cellular component (GO): cytoplasm
Molecular function (GO): protein serine/threonine kinase activity; protein binding; tau-protein kinase activity
Source: RefSeq, a predicted model, not a curated record